AUGAAUUUGAGUUCACUCAAAAAUCAAAUAACAGAUGUCAAAAAGUCAAACAUAGACAUACAGAAGCAAAUAAGUGAAAACGAAAAGAAACUAGAAUAUGACAGACACACAAAGAAACUCAAUGAGUUAAACGUAGAGAAAAAGAAGAAAGAAGAACAACUGAAAGAACUAAGUACAGAGGAAUAUGCAAAAAAAGUGUCAGAAAAAGCAACAGAAGUAGCAAAAAUGGAACAAGAUGUCAUAAAUUUGAAAAACCAUACUACUCAAUAUAAAGUACUGAAAGAUGAAGAGAUAAAACAAAAAGCCCUGAAGACAUAUAUGGAUAGCGAUGAGUAUAAAAAAGAAGUUGAAGCAAAUGUAAAGGCAGAAAAACUUUUACAGUUGCAAAACCAAACCGUACAGUAUGAAAACUUAGCACAAGAAAGUAAAAAUAACGACGCGGCUAUGCAAAAGGCAAUGAAAAGCGCAGAAUAUAUAAAAGCUAACAAUGACUGGUUAGAUGCCCAAGCCAACGCUAAAGCAGCCCAACUCAUAGGGUCAAUAAGGACAAAAAUACAAGCGGAUGAAGACAGUUCAAAUGAAGCUUUAACAAAUGCUGACUUUAAGAAUGCCUUCGAAGCUCUUCAUAGUAAGGUGAAACUAGUGAACGACUUCUCAUCUGGAAAGAAACUGAAGUCUGAAGGUUUCGACAAAGAGUUAAAAGAAGUAGCACAAAAUAUGACGAAAAUAACAGAUGCAGCAACGAGACAGGCAGUUCAAAGUGCCUAUGACGCCGUUAGAGCAACUGUUGUGAAAAGUCAAGAAAAAGAGUUACAACAGACCAAAACAGACCUAGUAAAUGCUUUCUUAAGAACGAAAAGUCAGGUAGGACAUUACGCUGCAGAUGGAACAUAUGUGCCAGCUG
Trichomonas vaginalis G3 is the source of this 904-nucleotide messenger RNA. RefSeq names its product protein of unknown function, DUF4106 family. The record is from RefSeq and is a predicted model, not a curated record. The transcript has a single exon. The annotation marks the transcript as partial. NCBI's taxonomy places the organism in Eukaryota, Parabasalia, Trichomonadida, Trichomonadidae.